This is a messenger RNA of Paramuricea clavata, 835 nucleotides long. Lineage: Eukaryota; Metazoa; Cnidaria; Anthozoa; Malacalcyonacea; Plexauridae. The record is from the annotation of a GenBank genome assembly.
AUGGCUGCCAGCGAGGCUGCCGGCUCAAGGUUUGUUCGAGUCGAUGAGGAAGACAUUAAUCAGAUUAUAGAGGAUACAAUACUUAAAAGUACGAAAAGAGAAACAAGCUGGAGCAUUGCUAUCUUCAGAGGUCAGUAAACCAUGCAAAAACUUAUAUUAUUCGCCAUUUUUCCGUGUAUUAAACAAGUGCUUGAAAAGUCCAAUUUUUUGCUUGUUGUUGAAUUCCUUGUCUUGUUUUUAUAGUAUUUUAAAAUGUACUUAUCAUUCCUUUCCCCUCUACUGAAGAAUGGUCGCACUUGAGACAUCCUUUCGAAGAGCUGGAAAAUUUAAGCAAUGAAAUACUAGCAGAACGACUAACAAGGUUUUAUUAAGAACUAAAACAAGACGACGGAAGAGAAUACAGCCGUUCAGCUAUUGUCGCUAUAAAAGCGGGAAUAAACCGAUAUUUAACUUCAGAAAGAGUAGGAAAAACUUGUCCAACCAUAAGUGAUCCCAUUUUCAAGACAGCAAACAAAUCCUUGAAUGCGAAGCUAAAGAAAAUCAAGGAAUGUGGUUCUCCAAAGUGAAGCAUCACUCGAUUAUCCCGCCUGAGGACAUACAAAAAUGUUACGAGAGUGGUAUUUUUGGAGACUACUCCCCUCUAUCGUUAUUAAGAGUGAAUUGGUUCAACAUAAACCUAUAUUUCUGUCGAAGAGGCAGGGAAAAUCAAAGAAAAUUGUCAAAGAACAGUUUCAUUUUCAAGACAGAUGCAAAUAUUGUUGGGUAUGUUGAAAUGGCCGAGGAAGAAAAAACAAAAAAUCAUCGUGGCGGUCUUAGCGACAAUUUUAACUUUUAA